Pipistrellus nathusii (Nathusius's pipistrelle) is the source of this 702-nucleotide messenger RNA. Lineage: Eukaryota; Metazoa; Chordata; Mammalia; Chiroptera; Vespertilionidae. The record is from the annotation of a GenBank genome assembly.
AUGCUCUCGGCCGCCAGGCGGGCUCGCCAACUCUUCCACAGCCUGACUGCCGUCCCGAGAAUGGGCGACUCCGCUUCUAAGAUGAUCAGCCCCCAGGAGGCCUUGCCGGGCCGGAAGGAACCGAUCGCCGCGGCGGCCAAACAUCAUGUCAAUGGCAACAGAACAGUUGAACCUUUCCCAGAGGGAACACAGAUGGCUGUAUUUGGAAUGGGCUGUUUCUGGGGAGCAGAGAGGAAAUUUUGGACCCUGAAAGGAGUAUAUUCAACUCAAGUUGGCUAUGCAGGAGGCUACACUUCCAAUCCGACUUACCAAGAAGUCUGCUCAGGAAAAACUGGGCAUGCCGAAGUAGUCCGGGUGGUGUACCAGCCAGAGCGCAUCAGCUUUGAGGAGCUGCUCAAGGUCUUCUGGGAGAAUCAUGACCCGACCCAAGGCAUGCGCCAAGGCAAUGACCACGGCUCUCAGUACCGCUCAGCCAUCUAUCCGACCUCCGCCACGCACAUGGAGGCGGCCCUGCGAUCCAAAGAGGACUACCAGAAGGUCCUGUCAGAGAAUGGCUACGGCCCGAUCACAACGGACAUCCGGGAGGGACAGACGUUCUACUACGCCGAGGAUUACCACCAGCAGUACCUGAGCAAGAACCCCGACGGCUACUGCGGCCUGGGGGGCACCGGGGUGUCCUGCCCGCUGGGCAUUAAAAAGUAA